This is a messenger RNA of Aspergillus luchuensis, 1293 nucleotides long. RefSeq lists its product as uncharacterized. Bases 1 to 1293 code for a protein of 430 amino acids. The transcript has 3 exons. NCBI's taxonomy places the organism in Eukaryota, Fungi, Ascomycota, Eurotiomycetes, Eurotiales, Aspergillaceae. The record is from RefSeq and is a predicted model, not a curated record.
AUGGACAGCUUGACUGAGGCGAUGAGAAGCACUCGCUUGAGUGAUGACCCUCAAGAGCUCGAGCAGCUUCUUUUCACUCCUUUGGCAAAUAGUGGUUUAGGGGCAAAUGCCUUCAACAAUAUUCCUCAUUAUCUCUUUCGUGUCGUCUCCCCUUGCUCCGAUGGCGAAACAAAUGAAAAAUGGGUGCGUUCAGAGGCGGCCAAGCAAAAUAUCAGCUCCUCCGUGGAAGACAUUUUCUUCAGCCUAAAUCGUGAGAAGUGCAUAACGAUAGCCCGUACACUCAACUUACAUCUUCGAUGGUGGCCAAAGGAUGAUUUGGAAGACAAUUUUGUGUCGUGGACAAGCUCGUUACUCUUCGCGAUUCAGUACAUCUACUACCGACAUCAGAGUAAAAGAGACGGAUCGAGUUUGAAAGAUAUCAGAUUGUACGCCAUAGAUACAACGAAGUUCCCUUGUGGAACUUUUAUUCGAGACCUGGAUCUAAUUGAAGCUUUCUGGCAAUUCGAUAAUCACCCCUCUGGAAAGGACCUGGGGGCGUUACGGUCAUUGCGAAACGACUCCAAGCAUUACUUCGGGGAAUAUCUCUCUCAAGGAUCUUUGAAGAUUGCCAAUAAACAUCAAAUGAUACCCGCCACAUCGCUGUUUGCGGAUAAUCUCUUGCAACGCUUGCAGCCUCAAUUUGCUGGGAUUAUAGGCACUAAAUCUGGGAAACAAAAUCCAGACUGGGUGAAAGAAGUUCUUCGUCUCCGCAGAAGCAUCUGGACUGGCAAUAAGCUAGACCGAUUGUCGUCAGCGGAAAUGCUAGGUCGUUUAGAGGCUCUUAAAGAACUUGCAGACCUCUUUCAGCCGGGCUGGAGAUUUCCGCUUGCUAUUUACUUCGCAUCGCUAAUCAGCUCUGAAUCAGUAACAGAAGACCACGAAACGGGAAAUGACAAUAUUUUCUUCGCGUGGUUUCGCUUAAAUUUGCUCUACGAAGAUCGAAUUUCUAAGCCUUCGAAUUGUAAGGUUAUCGCGCCAGACACAAUGCCUGAACUGCAGCGAGUCAAAGAAAUCGUUCGUGAAAUUCAGAAAGACUCCCAGCUGAGACAAGCCUUAGAUCUUGUCGAAAGGGCCGAGGCAAGAAUUCGCCAUUUGCACAUACAAAAUGUUUUCUCAACGCACGGAAGCGCAUUCCUUGUAGUCGAUAGAAACGAGGUGUUGGCGCGAGCUGGCCAAACCGUCCUGUCUAGGCUUGAGACGAUUCAUAUGCUUAGUGAAGAAAUUAUCCAGGCGAUUUCUUCAGAGCAGGUAUAA